Nymphalis io (European peacock) is the source of this 897-nucleotide messenger RNA. Its product is annotated as cilia- and flagella-associated protein 20-like. Gene Ontology annotation, cellular component: ciliary basal body; motile cilium. NCBI's taxonomy places the organism in Eukaryota, Metazoa, Arthropoda, Insecta, Lepidoptera, Nymphalidae. Gene Ontology annotation, biological process: positive regulation of cell motility; regulation of cilium beat frequency involved in ciliary motility; cilium assembly. Bases 1 to 897 code for a protein of 298 amino acids. The record is from RefSeq and is a predicted model, not a curated record. The transcript has a single exon.
AUGUUUAAAAAUACAUAUCAAAGUGGGUUAUUAUCAAUAUUCUACAGUUGCGGUUCAAAUCCACUAGCAAUAUGGGACAUGGAAGUAAAGAAUGGUCAUAUAAAACGCCUAACAGAUAAUGAAGUAAACUCUAUAGUCCUAGAAAUAGUGAGUACAAAUGUUGCGACAACUUUUAUUACGUGUCCAAAGAGGAAUCAAGUGUUAGGCAUCAAACUUCCCUUUCUUGUGAUGAUAGUCAAGAACCUUAAAAGAUAUUUUUCAUUUGAAAUAACCAUUAUAGAUGAUAAAAACAUGCGGAGACGAUUUAGAAUUUCAAAUUUUCAGUCAACGACAAAAAUUAAACCUUUCUGUACAAGCAUGCCGAUAGGAUUAUCUGGUGGAUGGAACCAAAUACAGUUUAAUUUAGCCGAUUUUACAAGACGUGCUUAUGGUACACAGUUCAUAGAAGCGCUCCGUGUGCAGGUGCAUGCUAAUGCUCGUUUACGACGAAUAUAUUUUAGCGAACGACUUUAUACUGAAGAAGAAUUGCCCCAGGACUAUAAACUAUAUUUACCACUGGAGAAAAAGUCAAAGAAAGCUAAACAGGAAAAGAAGGAAGAACAAACGGCGACAAAGAUUCCUUCUCAGCCUCCUGUUAAAGAAGCUCCUGUGGCAGUUGUAGCUGAGCCACCAGUGGAAAGUAAAGUUAGUGCAGCUACUAUUACACCUUUGGAUGCUAGACCCGGUGAAGAGAAAGACGUAGCAGUACAUUCUGAAUCUGUUGAAGAUAUUACGCCUGAAACAGUAGUGGUAGAAGUAUCGUCAAAAGAAGGCGAAGAAACUGUGUUAACAAACGAACCAACUGAUGAACAAAUAACAAAAAUAGAACCAGUUGAGGAUAUUCCUGUAGAAGAAUGA